AUGUUCCCUCGCAAGCCUCGUCAAAAUUUCGGGAGUCCGGAAGAGCAGCCUGACAUCACGACGUCCCAAAUCGGAGCACGCCUGGAGGCAUGGCUGCAUAGCUGGAAAGGGCCCCCUCUCGAAGACGCCGCCAACCUGCGUGCGCGGCGCCUGCGCUCAGCCGUUGCGCAUAUUCAUAGAGCUCUCGUGAACCAACCCGAGAUGUCCUCGCUUCAAUUUGCCCAAGCAUGGCGGUUUCUUCGAGACCAAGUUGCGGAAGCAGUCUCCCAGGAGCUGUUCACUGCCGGACCAGUCAUCGGGUGGGCACAGGAGCUCGCUAACGCUGAGCGGGUGGACCUGGAAGUAGCGCAUCUAACGCCAGACGCUCCUCCCCAGAUGGCGAACGUCCGCCGCUUUUUUUACGAGCACGGUUGGCCAGCGGAUCAAGUAAUGCCAUCGCGUACUGGGCGUGCUAGCCUGAACUUGGGUCCGGGACAGUGGUGGGGACCAUUUGUAUGCGGUCGUCGCAUCACGCGGGAGAACAUCGCGCGUUGGGAUGCCAGUCGUCGCAAAACCAUACAUCGUAGGCGCCAGACGGGUCAGCCUUUCCCUUCGGAUAGCGAGGAGGGUGAAGGAGGCGAAGAAGGAGAGUCCGGGGUCACGGAUGCGGAGGUAGACGAAAUCGCAGUCGAAGUCGAGCACCUUCUGCUGGAGUGA
Messenger RNA from Peniophora sp. CBMAI 1063, 696 nucleotides. Lineage: Eukaryota; Fungi; Basidiomycota; Agaricomycetes; Russulales; Peniophoraceae. The record is from the annotation of a GenBank genome assembly.